Molecule: messenger RNA, 7890 nt
Organism: Micropterus dolomieu (smallmouth bass)
Lineage: Eukaryota; Metazoa; Chordata; Actinopteri; Centrarchiformes; Centrarchidae
Product: sorbin and SH3 domain-containing protein 1
Exons: 27
Coding region: 32-4531 (1499 amino acids)
Biological process (GO): cell-substrate adhesion
Cellular component (GO): cytoplasm; nucleus; cell-substrate junction
Molecular function (GO): protein binding
Source: RefSeq, a predicted model, not a curated record
GAGUGACUGCCACAUUCCCAGGUGGCAUGUGAUGACAGGUCCAUCUGGGCACGCCUGUUGUCAAAAACAAACAGACCCCCUGCAUAGCGAGGGUCAAGGUCAAAGCUGGGACCGUCCCACCCAGACAAGACCUCAGCUCAGCCAGAAGUCUCAGGAGGCUUCAGAGGGACCUGAUGUACGUGGACUAAGGACUCGCUGUUCACAUCAUCAAGGCUCUCCAGAAGGGGGCAGCAUAAGACCAAGUGUGUCUCCCAAAGUCCCAUCAGGUCCUCGAACAGUCUGCGCUGUCAGGAUCACGCCUCUAACAACCAUGAAAGGCUCUCCGGACCUGAUUCCCUCCACAGAUUUGGACCCCAGCAGAGUGUGCAAAGGGAAAGGAGUCGUGACUCUACGGGCCACCCUCGUCCACAUAGAUGAUGAGGGCUGCAUCGGCGACGAGCCAAAUGUCAUCCCAACGCCUAGUGGCUGGACAAACCAGAUUAAUGGAGACAGCUCCAAAGCAGGAUUGGCUGAGGGAGGCACCAACAUCGCAGCUGAUUUACCUCCUGUAAACAACACUCAGUGCCAGGCCAACUCGCCCGAAAGCGUCAAAGAAAAUCAGGCUCCAUCCUACACUGACAUUCAGCACUGUAUCACAUCAACUUCCAGCUCUGUUUAUCCCUGCACUAGCACAGUUAACCCCACCAUAGUCCUGCUGCAGCACAACAGAGAGCAGCAAAAGCAUCUUUCUCAUUUCGAAGACCCAACCCCAGAAAGGGACAAAAGCCCUGAUCCAGGGAGAGACUCAGUCAGUCCAGUCCCUGAUAUGGACUGGAAGAGGCUGCGGUUAUCACUGCACUCCCCUGUCCUCAGUCCUCUCAACAAGCCAAUUGUGCCUGUACGGAACACUGAAAAGUCCAAAGACUGGUACAAGACUAUGUUCAAACAGAUACACAGAAUACCUGAGCCUAUUGAGGAAAACCCUUACCGCCCCACCUACAUUUUCCCUGAGAGCUAUGACAAUCAGAUGAAAUCAAAAGAUGAUGGUCACACCCCCUUUGGUUACUUGCAAGAUGUGAAAGCAGUCCCACGCUCAAAAAGUGACGCCGAGGUCGAUUCAAGAGGCCGGUCGAUGCCUGUGCCAACACGGUCCUCUUCCCUCAAACCCUCUGCCAAAAAGAAUGAGUGGGAGCCCCCGGAUAAAAAGGUAGACACCAGGAAGUAUCGCGCCGAGCCCAAGAGCAUCUUUGAGUACGAGCCGGGGAAAUCGUCGGUGCUGAAGCUGGAGAGAACGAGUGCCCCCUCUUUCAGCCCCCUGGAAACAGCCUCCGACCUGCAGCAGUACUCCUCGAGCAAGUCUGGACACAGCGAGGUGGAGAAGGACAGUGGAUCAUCCACAGGCGAGCCCGUGGCUCCAGAAUGCGACCGCCAUGUUUACAAGAGUGUCCUGGAGGGCGGCGACAUUCCCUUACAAGGUCUACGGGCCCUAAACAAGCGCCAAGCCAGCUCCUCUUCCUCUAAAGUGGAUUAUAAAGGUGGGAAUGGCUAUAUAAUUUCACCCUGCUCCUCUGUAAAUAGUCGAUUGGUUCUUGCCAGUAAUGCAAUAGGUAACCAGUGUAAGAGUAUGAAGCCUCUAUCCGCUGCCAAAGCCUGCAUACCGCAAAUCCUGCCCUCUAAGUUCAAACCCAAGCUGCUGCCGCCCAGUGGUGACAGUCAGGAAAGCAGGACUAAAGCUGUCAGGCACCCGAAGGCCCACAGCUGUGAGGAUCUGUACACGGGGCCAUGUGACACGGACUUUGCUGAAGCAGAGGAGAGGGAGAGUGGGCAACAUUCAGGCUCCAAGUCCAGCUGUGGCACAGAGUGUGCAGACGGCCUCAGGAAUGUUUCCCCUGCAAUUAGGAGGAGCGCAUCUGAGUUUUCCAGCCUGUACAGGACCAUGCAUCACAUCCAGCGGCCCAGCUCGGUCGGCUGCAGCCCCCAUGGCAGCGUCCGCAGCUUGGCCUCUCUUUUUGAGAAAGCAAAGGCCGACGAGGGUGAAAGGUCAGAGGAAGAUGGCGGGGGUAACAUUCCACGGGAGGCAGUGUCGUCACGGGUCAGCGAGUUUGAAAUGAUCAUCCAGCGGUCCAGUUCGACUCCCAGCCGCUCCUCUUCCCUGCCCACCCUGCACUCCAGCCAUAGCCACAGCCCCAACCACAGCCCCGCCCACCUCUACAUGGCGUCUGCAGUGUCAGCUGAGUCCCUUUUGGUAGCCGACGCCACCCAGACAGAUGCCUGCUCCCCAUUGGAGGCAGAGGGCAAGAGCUGUGGGGAGGAGGCCUUGUCACCAGUAUGUGGGACUGUGGAGGAGUCGGCCUCCUCCUCAGAGGACGGACACAAUGUCAGGACUGAGUCCCCCUGUAACACUGAGGCAGAGGUUGAGCAGAUCCUCAGUAAAAAUACCCCAGAACUGAUCCAGCAAACUGUCAGUGAAUCAAAGAGUCCCUCGGCGCAGUUUACAGCAUCCCCUCCGCAACACAACCAUAUCCACCACCACCAUCACCUCUUGCACCACCUGAACCAUCAACUCCUGCUCAAACCCAGCAAAUGCAAAGGCUCCUGUCCAGCCUCCUACACUCGCUUCACCACCAUCCUCAGGCACGAAAGGCAGCAGGCCACGACCGCACAGGAGAGGCCACCACCUGUGGAGAAGAAGACUACGCUGCCUGGGAACCUCUUCCUCAUGGGCCCUGCUCCUUUCAGGUUACGGAAGAACCAGCAGUCCCACCUAACCCGUAGGACUCUGUUAGCCACCAAGGUGACAAUGGGCACCCAGAGGCCCUGCACUUUGUCACCUGAGGUCAGACCUCUGAUCCCUCAGCGCCUGUCCUCGCUGGAGGUCCUGGAGAGGCUGAGUAACGGGGAGGAUAGCAACACUGACCACCUGAGUAACGGGCAGGGCUUGGAUGCCAACGGGAACCUACUGCAGCCGCUGGCCGCUCACCGCAGAGAAACGUCCCCAGUUCACGGGGAGAGCCAGGAUGACGUGUUGCGGAGGCGCCAUGGGGACAAAGAGAAAAUCUUGGAGGAGCAGCGGCGGCUGAAGCGGGAACAGGAAGAGGCUGACACAGCAUCGAGGCGACACACAGGCAUUGUCCCGACGCACCACCAGUUCAUCACCAACGAGCGCUUCGGAGACCUGCUCAACAUCACAGAUAACACAGAAAAGAGGAAAUCAGGCAUAGAGAGAACUCCAGCUAUGGCUCGCUUCGACUUCAGAGCGGAAACUCUAAAGGAAUUACCAUUUCAGAAGGGAGACAUUGUCUACAUCAUUCGACAGGUGGAUCAAAACUGGUAUGAAGGGGAACAUCAUGGAAGAGUUGGCAUUUUCCCUCAAAGUUACGUGGAGCUCCUUCCCCCCACAGAGAAAGCCCAGCCAAAAAAAAGUGUCCCAGUGCAGGUACUGGAGUAUGGUGAAGCUGUCGCCCGCUUUAACUUCAAUGGGGACACACUGGUGGAAAUGUCCUUCAGAAAGGGAGAGAGGAUCACGCUGAUUCGCAGAGUUGAUGAGAACUGGUAUGAAGGCAAAAUCUCAGGCACCAACCGCCAGGGCAUCUUCCCCGUCACCUACGUAGAAGUGCAGAGACGACCCCGCGUCAAAAACGGGGUGGAGUACCCCGACCCUCCUGUCAGCCAGUCGCCCCAGCGCAGCACCAAUGCUUCUCCUCAGCUGUAUCGUAAUCGCCUGACCACCUCCCCCUUGCCCCUUCCUCGCUCCCCCCGCCGCUCUGUGUCCCCCGAGGUCCACGCCAUCUCCUCUGAGUGGAUCUCCCUGACUGUGGGAGGGGGGAGCCCUCCUGCCGCCCCCACCCCUCCCCUGCCGCCGCUGCCCACCGUGUCCUACCGCUGCGGCGAGUACCUGCCCCCGCCCUUCUCUGUCAGCCCCGUGCCUCCCAUCACCGGCAGCCCAUACUGCGUCUCCCCCAUGGCUUCCCCAGCUGCUUCUCCUCUGCCCCCUCCUUACCCGCCCAGACCCAACUCAACCACUCCCUUCCUCACGUUCACCCCACCUCAGGGGGAGGACUUCCUGCUCUCCCCUCCCUCCCAACGUCUGUCACGCAGUGUGAGCCCCUGUGGCGGGCCUGUGCUGGAGGGCUGGCUGAGGGGGGAGAAGGAAUUGACAGAGGGGGAAGGCACAGAGGGGGACAGGGGCCGCGCAGCCCCGGGCAGCAGGCGAAAUAGCCCUGCAGAGUUUGUGAAGAAUGAAGCUGACCAUUAUGGACGGAGCUCCAGAAGCCCCGUGAUGCUGUAUGACAUCCAAGACAACAACAAUGUUAACUCAUUUGCGCAACCCCAGUCCCACAGCAGUAGCCCGGAGCCGAGCCGUCUCAUCUGUGGAAUCUUCCAGGCUCUGUACAGUUACGUGCCGCAGAACGAGGAUGAGCUGGAGCUGCAGGAGGGAGAUCUUGUCAGCGUCAUGGAGAAGUGCGAUGACGGCUGGUUUGUCGGUACCUCAAAGAGGACAAAACAGUUUGGGACUUUCCCUGGGAAUUACGUGAAGGAGGUGAAACUGUAAAGAUAUCUAAUCUGGCUGUAACACAUGGUUGCCUGUUAAGCUUGGGAAGUCAUUACUAUCGCGCAUGGCUGUUGGUUAGCUUAGUCAUUUAGCCAGGCAAAUCCAUUUUGUCUGGGAAAGUGAUCGUUCGUCCUGAGGUAUGUCAAACUGCAUGUAGCGGAGAUGGAGACAGCUCACUGCCCAAACCUCAGUAUGGUGUCCACCUUGACCAUAUUCUACACACUUUUUGACAGAAUUCGUCCAUCUUCACAUGUGGAAUUUCUCUGUGAAAGUCUACCACUAACUAGCUUUUAUUGUACAGAUAAUAGCUUAAUUUUGUCAAUGUAAUUUACAGUACACAAGUGUUUACGUAGCACCUCAGUCUGGAGGCCGGCAGCAGAGCAGUGUAUGGAUCGAAGAGUGGAUUUUAUUACCUGAACUGGAUUUUGACGGGAUUCAGAAUGUAUUUUUAUGUGAUGUGGGGUUCGAGCUGUUUGUCACAAGCUAUCUUUCAGGACCAGAGGUGAUUAUCACGAUUAUCUAAGUAUGAUGCAAAGCAUGCUUCUCAUGAUUCAAAGACAUUUUCAGUCCCUUAGAUGUUGCUUCUAAAAGAAAACCUUCAGGUGUUUGGAUCAACAUACCACACAUGUAUGAAAUGUGGUGGUUCAUUCUUGGACUCCGUCCAACAGACAAUUUUCCUCAGUUUAGAGUUGGGAAAAUGAGCCUUAUGUAUGAAGCUCUUUUACACACAGGUCUAACAUACCUGUUUUAUUUUCUGUUACUUUGUCUGAAUCAUCAUAAAGUCAGUAUUGGCUACUUUUGAAGAACAUGACAGCAUUCAACUCAGUGUAACCCAAAAGAUUUAGAUACCGGUUCAGUAUUGCCUUUAUUUUAAAUCCAGAGGUUGUGAUUACACAGUCAUGUGCAUGACGCUAAACACUAAAAUGUGUGCUGUUAGCUUCCCUUUUUCUCACCUACCACAUGUAAACACAUAGAGGGCACAUGGACUGUGUUGCAUGUCUGAUAAAAGUGAGGAGAAACUGUGUAUAUGCACAUUCUAUAUUUUCAGAAACCAUUUGUUUGUCCUUUUUAGAUAUCUUCUGUCAAAGUAAAAGUAAACUUUGUUUGCUGAUGGAUGUAAGGUAGCUGGUGGUAGACGCCUGGCUCCAGCGCAACCACAGGACAGGCGUGGUAGCACUUAACUUCCUGUUUGGACUUUUAGGGAGAUCCCACCUAACAAGAUAAUAGUAGAUUAAUCAGUGAUGACACAAAAAGCUAUUUAAUAUUUUAAGUAAAGCCAACAAGGUGUCUUAGGAAAUAUUAAUACUGAUUUUUAAGAGCAUAUUGAGAUUUUAACCCUGCCCUUACUGACAGGAUUGUAUGUUUUAGCCAUGUAAAUGUGUACAGAAAACAUUAAGAGGCCUUCCAAAAUAUGGCUACAUAUUUUCAUAUGUAAUGACGACAACUUAGGUAAUACAGUUAGUGGAGUGAUUGAAAUAAUAAGGUCAGCAUUAAUACUGCAUGCAAUGUAAAAGAAGAGACUGACAAAUCAAAUCAGAGCAUGAAACACUAAACACACUCCUCAAUAUUUACCACCUAUAGCUUAAAGAAAACACAAGUGAUGACAGGGUUACCAGUCUGCUGAUGGAAGAUGGCUGUGAAUUCUGCUAUCAACGCAGCUGUUGUCCUGCGAGUACAGAGUUUCAUGCACAGAUUGGAAGAUGAUAGCUUUUCUUUGCUUGUGUUUUCAUCAAAUUCCUCGUUGUCAUCAACUGCUGCACUGUGCUCACCAGUCCUUAGCAUAGCUGUCAAAUCAAAAUAGCAAAUAAUUCUUAGUGCUUGUUAUGGCCUGCUCGGACUAGCAGAUGGAUGCAGUUUGUAGGGCAACCGCUAAAGAAGUAUUUUAAAGUCAGUUUAGUUUUGCCAGGAGGAUUGACGUGGCGAGCUAUCUGAUGCCCCAAGAAGCUGGAAGCCUUUUCCCAAUCCCCACAUAUCUUAUCAAAUGGUGCCAGACUAUCAGUGGACCUGCCUUUUAGUUAACUCUUUAUGAUUGUGCAAAAAAAAUUCUGAAACAUAAUGUGAAGUAUUAGAAGAUAAAACAGUAACUCUCACUAGAUCUAAAAGAGUGUGUUUACUGUAUCUUUGUUGGUUUUUGCAUCUGAGUUUGUUAGCUACAGUUGUGCAAUGAUGAUAAACAUUGACCUAAUGGUUUGAAGCUGUAUGUGGCUACCACAUAAAUGUUAUAUGAAGUUUUAAUCAUUGAUGAAGUACAAUUAUUUACCAAAAUUCAGUAGCAAUCAGUGUCAUUGUCUCUGACGUUUGCUGUUGGAACAAAAUCAGGUGUGUCUUCUCGUGCAGAUCGCCACUGACAGUUUUGCCAACAUCAGCAAGGGAAUGUUUUCUCAAUACAAUACACUGCAUUAUGGGUUUGCCUGUAUAGCACUGAUAUAAUCUUCAGGUAUUUUGUUACACCACAGAAGCAUGUUUUUCUCUCCACUGCUGGCUAAACAUUUUUUUUCCUGUGUAACUCCAGCUCCCCACGACUGUGCUGAUAGGUUUGGGAGUCUGUUGACCUGUAGAAUUGUUUUCUUCCCUGACCGAACAAAAGGAGAGAGCUUCGCUCCGUCUCAAACACACAUGAUGGACAAAUAAACAAUCACUCAUUUAGUCAUAACACAACACACUCUAGAUUUUUAUUGUGGUCCAUAAAACAUCACAGAAUGUAUGAAUGUAUGAAUGUGGUGCGAUGCACACAUAAUAUGUAAAAAUAAAUAAAAUAAUUUUCAUCUUGAAUGAACAUGCAGACUAUUGAGCAGCAUGGCACAAGAAGGGUUGUAAAUAUGUAAAAUAAAAAAUAGACUGCGAGCGAUGGGAGCAUCAGAUUGAGCCCUCCGUCACUUGCAGUGGUUUAUUUACCUGAAGGAUUUUUGGCAAAGCACAGAGUGGAGCAUUACCGAGCACAGGAAGUUUGACGCAUAUGAACAUUACGCUGCCAUUUGUGAGGAUCAUAAUGCCUUAUGUUAGAUGCAAAAUUGUGCCUCAUUUUCAUGUAAUUUUUUGGGGGGGGAGUAUCACUGAAAUGUAUCCAUAUUUAAUGUAAACAUGGUUUUCCCCAUUAGUCCUAGUCUCUGUGAUGGGAGAACAUUUUCUAAGAACUUGUCAGUUACUGUGCAAGUACCUUAAAGUGUGACACGAUGCUUUAACUUAAUGAUUAUUAAUCAUAAGAAUGGACUAGUUUGAUGAGACGCACAACCUGCAACAGGUUCGGUUUGUUUGCUUCAAUUUGCAGUGCUGUUACAUUGACAAUAUUAAAAAUAAAGAUACUAUACACUGCUGUGACUUCGGUAUUAUGCAAUAUUUAAUAAACCAUUUAAACCAUC